This is a messenger RNA of Kazachstania africana CBS 2517, 3579 nucleotides long. RefSeq names its product DNA helicase (gene HFM1). The coding region runs from base 1 to 3579 and encodes 1192 amino acids. NCBI's taxonomy places the organism in Eukaryota, Fungi, Ascomycota, Saccharomycetes, Saccharomycetales, Saccharomycetaceae. Gene Ontology annotation, molecular function: ATP binding; nucleic acid binding. The record is from RefSeq and is a predicted model, not a curated record. The transcript is spliced from 2 exons.
AUGGGGACUAAGUUUGAUGCCCUCGGCGGCUCCGGGUUUGAAAGGCAUGGAAAACGACCACAAAGGAAAAAGUCGAAAAGAAACGAUCAAGACAAGCCUUUCAAGAUAAGUCUUUCUCAUAACCCUUUGCUAGAUGACGAAUACGGUAGUGAUGAAUCCUAUUCUACCAAUACAGACACCUUUUUAAAUAGAUCUAACUGUUCUGACGAUUUUUCUAUCGAUCAAGAUGAUACACAGAUAAGUCAUGAUGUACAAUUCAAGAACGACGAUUUUAUCAAUAAUAAUAGCAAGAGGAGACUUACAAUAAAAAAAAAACACGAGUUAACCCCUACCUCGGUAUUACCAGAUUCCUCUCAGAACAUUUUCCAAUUUACCCAUUUCAAUAGAAUGCAAUCUGAAUCAUUUAAACACAUCUACGAAUGCGAUAAUAAUUGUGUAAUUUCGUCUCCUACGGGAUCAGGAAAGACAGUGCUAUUUGAAUUAGCCAUAUUACAGCUACUAAGAAUACCACAGGUCAUAAUAGAGAACUUGAAAAUCCUUUAUAUUGCACCAACAAAGUCUUUGUGCUCUGAAAUUUUCAAUAAAUGGAAUAAUAAAUUCAUAAACUUCUCUGUUGGGAUGCUGACGAGUGACACCUCUUUUCUUGAAACUGACAAAGUUAAAAAAUCAAAUAUUAUAAUAACAACGCCUGAAAAAUGGGAUCUAAUGACUAGAAAAUGGAAAGAUUAUAGUCGAUUAUUCGAAUUGUUCAAACUAAUCUUAAUUGAUGAGAUUCAUAUCUUAGGUGAAAAUCGUGGGGCUACAUUGGAAGUUGUCAUAACUCGAAUGAGUCGAAUGUGUCGAAAUAUAAGGAUAAUUGCAGUCAGCGCGACUAUACCAAACAGUGAAGACAUUGGAAAAUGGUUAAAUUCUCCAAAGGCGUCUUCUUUGGUGUUGAAAUUUGACGAUUCUUAUAGGCAAGUACAACUUAAAAAAUACGUAUGUGGAUAUACACUUAACUGUAAGAAUGAUUUCCAAAAAGACGUACUUUAUAACUCGAAAUUAAUGGAUAUCAUAGAAAAAUAUGGCAGAGACAAACCAAUUUUGGUUUUUUGUCCCACAAGAGCUUCAACAAUUUCAACCUCUAAGUAUCUAUCCCAAAAUUCGCCUGUUUAUGGUACGAAGGGUUCAUAUUCAAGAUAUGACGAUAAGCUACUCAACGAUUGUACGUCCAAGGGAAUUGCCUUCCACAAUGCAGGAUUGUCUCUAAAAGAUAGAACUUUAGUGGAGAAUGAAUUUAUAAAUGGUAAAAUCAAAAUUCUGUGUUCAACCUCUACACUGGCGAUAGGAGUUAAUUUGCCUGCAUAUCUAGUCAUAAUUAAGGGCACACGCAUGUGGAAUAUUUCAGAAACUAAGGAAUACUCAAAUUUAGAAAUUUUACAGAUGGUCGGAAGAGCAGGUAGACCUCAGUUUGAAAAUGAAGGUUGCGCUGUUAUUAUGACAGAUUUUAAUAUGAAAUCAAUUUAUGAAAAUCUAGUGAGUGGUAACGAUAUACUAGAGAGCAAAUUGCACCUAAAUCUCAUUGAGCAUCUUUGUUCUGAGAUAUCCUUGGGGACAGUUUCCACGACAGCAAAUGCCAUAGCUUGGUUGAAAAGCACAUUUUUCUACGUUAGGUUCAUGAAAAAUAGAUCUUCUUAUUAUCAGUUGAAUAGAUUUCUGAAACGUGGAGAAGAUGCUGAAGCCCAAUUAACUUUGUUUUGUCAAUCGUUGCUUGACAAUCUUUUAAAAGAACAGUUGAUUGAAUACAAUGAGGCAUCAUUCAGAUGUACUUCAUAUGGUCAUGCUAUGGUGCGACAUUACAUAUCAUUCGAGACAAUGAAAACAUUUCUUCAUGCCACAGACUAUCUAGGCGUAGAAGAUGUUCUAAAGUUGUUAGUUACGUCGAAAGAAUUUGAGGAUAUAAGAAUAAGACAAAACGAAAGGAAAUUAUAUAAAGAGAUAAAUUUAUCGCCUUUGAUACGAUACCCAUAUUUUACGCAGAAUAAACAAAGUCAGAUCAUUGACAAAACUAGUCAAAAAGUUUCAUUAAUAAUUCAAUAUGAGUUGGGAGGAUUAGAGUUUCCAUCAUUCGAUUGGGCAUAUAAGUUACAUCAAACUUUGGUUCAAGACAAAAUGCGGACGUUUAAACAUUGCUAUAGGUUGCUAAAAUGUUUAACUGAUAUGUUUAUUGAAAGAAAAGAUGGCCCAUCCUUAGAAAGUACACUGUAUUUAUUAAGAAGCGUAAAUGGUAAUUGCUGGGAAGACUCGGCAGCUGUUCUAAGACAACUAAAAACUAUUGGCCUUGUGUCAGUGAGAAAGCUUUUGAAUCAUGGAGUUACAACUCUUGAAGAUUUGGGAAACUUGAUGGAAAAUCAAAUUGAGUAUUAUCUAGGUUUAAACACAGGUGCAGGAAACAAGAUAAAAAAAGAUGUUUCCUUACUGCCUUUACUAAAUAUUAGAGGGAAGUUAGAUUACUGUUCAAUCACCACAGAGAACAGUUUGGACAUUACUUUUAAAGUUGAAGUUAGUGCCUCCUUCAAGUCAUCGAUAUGGCAUGGAAACCACUUAUCACUACACAUCAUAAUCUUCAGUGAUAGCGGGCUGUUAAUAGACUUUAGGAGAAUCCAACUUUCUCAGUUAGAAUACCCAAGAUCCUUUAAGAUUAACUGUGUUAUGAAGUCCAAAACGGAUAAACUAAAGUUUGCAGUCCACUGUCAAGAAGUAGCAGGCAUAGGAAAAGAGUUUACGUUUACAGUAACUGAUCUUCCAACAAACUAUGCCUCUAUACUUUCAAAUAGUGCAGAUAAUAUGACUUCUGCAAACCGCUUCUCAACUGUAGACACUUUUGGAAGUGAAAGUGAUAAUUUAUCACUCAGCUCUGACGAUAUCAUAUUUACUUAUCUAGCAGAAAAAAAGGCGGAGGAGCGCGACAUUUCAGGGAAGAAUGUUAGUUCUCCAAAACUUUCGACAGGACGAAAAUUGAUGGAAAAUGGGAACUAUCAGUGUAACCAUACGUGUAAAGAUCGAAAAAGAUGUAGACACCUCUGCUGUAAAGAAGGAAUUCCGAAAGAAUCUAUAAAGUUGAGAAAAAAUGCUGCGAUUACUGGUAAAUCUAAGAAUUUAUCAGAACAUGAUGCCUUGCAUAGACAGUCCCCAAUCUAUCGAAGUGGACACGAGGCUGUAAAGUUGUCCAAUAAAAGGCUUCCUGGCACUAGAGCGGAAGAAUGGCAUGAAGAUCUUGGUGAGCGUGAUAAUGAUGUCGCAACUGUUCAAUCCCAGUUAUUAUCCGAGAAUGGUAACCAUAACCAUGAUACUGUGGCAUAUGACAACCUGUAUUCUGCACAUGCGAAUAUAGAAGAGGUAGUCAUAUCAUCGAGCAGUAAUAUUAGUGAUAACCCAUUCCUAGAAGGAGGGAAAGUACAACAAGAGCGCCCUGUGAACUCAAAGAAGGAAAAUGUUGAAAUGCUGUCUGAAUUGGUCUCCGACUACGCCAAUGCCGAUACCAUCAGUGACAGUGACGCCGAUUUUGACUUCCUAGGAUCCAAUGUGGAUAUUUGCUAG